CUGGCAACACUGCUCGUGUCCAUUCAGUUAUUGAAACGUUUGGCGUGUUUCCGUUGUUAGUUGUAACUUCCAAUUCUAUACUUUUAGAUAGUAAAUUCACCAAGAAUAGUCAUGUCGUACAAAGGCGCACAGAAGAUACAAAAGGUGAUGGUUCAACCAAUCAACCUGAUAUUUCGCUAUCUACAAAAUAGAGCUAGAAUUCAAGUCUGGCUGUAUCAGAACAUCACCAUGAGAAUAGAAGGACACAUUAUUGGGUUCGACGAGUAUAUGAACUUGGUGUUAGACGAUGCCGAAGAAGUCCAUAUGAAAACUAAACAGAGGAAGGCAAUUGGCAGAAUAUUAUUAAAAGGAGAAAACAUUACACUGAUAAUGAGCACACAAACAUUACCUGGUUAAUGUAGUUCGUGUAUGUUAUCCAUCUCUAGUGUGUUCUGUGAAAUUGAUUUUAUCUGUUCUUCAUUAGUGCAUAUAAUAAUUCUGAAGUUCAUCAAGUGCUAUUUCAUCUUUGCGUGUUUUACUUUAUUACGAGAACACGUCCAAUUAAGAUUUAGAACACCCCGAAUUUUUGUUAUUCGCGUUGUAAAUAUGUAUUUGAAGUAUCAAUAACAUAAGUGAAAUUAAACAAUGCUAAUUUGUUUAGUAAAAAUAUUGUUUUCAUAAAUCGUAGUGUCAUGUCAUAUUUUUUCAUUUAGAUUUAUUUUAUAUAAUAUUUCGUGAUAUACUAUUGCUCGUAUCUGCUAAAAUUUAUACUGAUUUACAAUAAAAAGUAUAGUACACUCCAGCUAAUGGGAGUUAUUUGAAGUUUUGGGAUUAUACAGUAUAGAAACAAUAGAUAAAUACUUGUAUGUCAAAUACUGUACAAAAACUAUACAUAAAACUUAAAUAUAUGUUAAAAUGUGUAAUUCAUAUUAAUUUUGCAAUUUGACAUGCUUUUAAAAAUUCUGUGAAUUCUUUUUGUUUUUGGCUGGAACAUUUAGUGGAAAAACAAAGUUGGUUCAGAUUUCUUAAAGUGUGAUAUAUAUCCUUGCAAUUAUAG
Centruroides sculpturatus (bark scorpion) is the source of this 1036-nucleotide messenger RNA. RefSeq names its product probable small nuclear ribonucleoprotein E. The transcript has a single exon. Gene Ontology annotation, biological process: mRNA splicing, via spliceosome; spliceosomal snRNP assembly. NCBI's taxonomy places the organism in Eukaryota, Metazoa, Arthropoda, Arachnida, Scorpiones, Buthidae. Gene Ontology annotation, cellular component: U1 snRNP; U5 snRNP; precatalytic spliceosome. Gene Ontology annotation, molecular function: RNA binding. The record is from RefSeq and is a predicted model, not a curated record. The coding region runs from base 112 to 396 and encodes 94 amino acids.